Molecule: messenger RNA, 1888 nt
Organism: Gossypium arboreum
Lineage: Eukaryota; Viridiplantae; Streptophyta; Magnoliopsida; Malvales; Malvaceae
Product: UPF0481 protein At3g47200-like
Exons: 2
Coding region: 31-1428 (465 amino acids)
Source: RefSeq, a predicted model, not a curated record
UGCUUCUAACAUAAAAAGAGAAAAAACAGAAUGACUUCAACCCGGAUCUUAUACACAUUGAAGGAAGGGAUUUUUCACCCUUUUUCUUUUCACAUUUUGUUCGUUCCCGUUAUCUCUUUUGAAGCAAAAAUGGGGAGAGCGGAGUGGCUUAUUGAAGUUGAUGAAGAACUGAAAACCAUGGUGGCCUCAGAGACAGAGAUGAAACAUUGGAUGAAACGAUCAAUCUAUAAAGUACCUCCCAACAUCACUGAUCUAAACAACAAAGCUUACAUCCCUCAAGUUGUCUCUUUCGGCCCUUACCAUCAUGGCCAUCCUCAUCUUAACCCCAUGGAAGAUCACAAACAACGAGCCCUCCUUCAUUUUCUCAAGAGAUCAGGCAAACCACUACAAUUGUUUGUUGAAUCUUUAGAUAAAGAUUUACAGCAGCUUAGAGAUUGUUAUGAGUUGCUUGAUCCAAUGUGGCAAGAUGAUGAUCACAAGUUUAUGCAGUUGAUGAUUCUUGAUGGUUGUUUCAUGUUGGAAAUCUUGUGUUUUGAUACUCAUACAAUGGAAGAUUAUGCUGAAACCGACCCAAUCUUUAGCAAUCAUGGGAAGAUACAUAUUAUACCAUUUAUUAAACGAGAUAUGUUAAUGCUCGAGAAUCAAUUGCCAAUGCAAGUUCUUCAUAGCUUAGUUGCUGUUGAUAGCAAUGGAACCAAGGAUGAAGAAUUUGUGAACAAACUUAUACUCAAGUUCUACUCCUCCAAUACGCCUGUCUCAUGUGUGGGAAGUUGCUUACACGUAUUGGAAGUGUAUCGAAAGAGUCUCCUUCCGGACAUUCCAAGUCAUCGACAACAAAGAAAACGUCACUGGUAUCGCAGACCACACUACGAAGAUGGGGAUGACAUCAUUAGAUCCGCAAUGGAGCUCAAUGAAGCCGGAAUCAGAUUCAAGAAAAGUAAAACUAUUAGUCUCAAGGAUAUAACAUUCCGUGGAGGGAUCCUUAAGCUACCAACUAUCAUCAUAGAUGAUGCCACGGAAUCCAUGUUUCUAAACCUAGUAGCAUUCGAGCGUUUGCAUGUUGGGGCAGGUAAUGAGAUUUCAUCCUAUAUACUUUUCAUGGACAACAUUAUAGACAAUGAGAAAGAUGUGGCCCUUUUACACUCAAAAGGGAUCAUUCAAAAUGCACUUGAGAGUGACAAAGCAGUGGCUAACAUGUUCAACUCAUUGUCAAAAGACAUCACGUUGGACCCAAAUAAUAACCUAGAUGAAGUAAGGAAGAUGGUGAACAGGUAUUGUAAGAAACCAUGGAAUGAAUGGCGUGCUAAUCUCAUUCACACUUACUUCACAAAUCCAUGGGCUAUUCUUUCUUUGAUUGGGGUUAUCUUUCUUUUUGCACUCACAAUAGCACAAACUAUAUAUUCUAUAUUGUCUGUCUACAACAACUAGUUUAACAAGCCCACAUCUAUAUGUUAUAAGUCUGUAUGUUCUUUCGACAAUAUUGUAUAAAGCGGUUGUGGAUUUUGUUCUUUUCAUUCAAAGUUAAUGGUAUUGUUUCCAAUUUGCUCUUUUUACCAGAUUUGUCAUAAAUAAGUAUAUUAUAUACAGCCAAAAAAAAGUUUUAGGUCUAUCUGGCUGUUUUUUCACAAUCGGAGGAUUUGGGUUGUAAGUAGAUGCUGGCCAAGAGAUUUGACCUUUAAUUGGAUUAACGGCUUCUUUGUAAAUUGCCUUUUGUGUCUCAAUAGUGUAACAUGCAUCCACAUAAGCUUACGGUUUCUCUUUGUUGAACCAAAUGGCCAAAAUGCUCUAUAUGUUAUAAGUCUGUAUGUUCUUUCGACAAUAUUGUAUAAAGCGGUUGUGGAUUUUGUUCUUUUCAUUCAAAGUUAAUGGUAUUGUUUCCAAUUUGCUC